Erpetoichthys calabaricus (reedfish) is the source of this 1303-nucleotide messenger RNA. RefSeq names its product phosducin-like 3 (gene pdcl3). The transcript is spliced from 6 exons. The coding region runs from base 273 to 992 and encodes 239 amino acids. The record is from RefSeq and is a predicted model, not a curated record. NCBI's taxonomy places the organism in Eukaryota, Metazoa, Chordata, Cladistia, Polypteriformes, Polypteridae. Gene Ontology annotation, biological process: positive regulation of gene expression; protein folding; angiogenesis. Gene Ontology annotation, cellular component: cytoplasm.
AACUCCGCAAGACAACUAGGAACAGCUGUUGAAUGGCCCGUUUCAGAGUCGACACUGGUGUGAGCAGAGACCGUGAAUUCAUCGUGACAUAUAGUCGGUUUGUACUGAAACAAGGCCAUUACACUGAAGAAGAAAGAAAACUCUAUAUUGGAAAUUAUAGGAAUUUGUUUUAAACCAAUCGGGUUCCAAUUUUGCAGUUGCUCUAUCUUUGCGUAACUUCCUUGUCCAAAGAUAUCGACGUGAUCGCGGCGGAUUAAACAAGGCGAGGCAAUAUGCAGGACCCUAAUGCUGACACAGAGUGGAAUGACAUCCUGAGGAAAAAGGGAAUCCUUCCUCCAAAGGAAAAGCCCAGGGAGGAAGAAGAAGAGGAGGAAGAUCAAAUAAUACAGCAAGCAUCUGUAGUAAAAUCUUAUGAAGAUAUGACUUUAGAAGAGUUAGAAGAGAAUGAAGAUGAAUUUAAUGAAGAGGAUGAGCGGGCAGUUGAGAUGUACAGACAACAACGAAUAGCUGAGUGGAAAGCUUCUCAGAUUAAAAAUGUGUUUGGAGAAGUUGGCGAAAUAUCUGGCCAGGAAUAUGUACAAGAAGUAAAUAAAGCUGGCAAGGGUAUAUGGGUUAUUCUGCAUCUUUACAAACAGGGCAUUCCCUUGUGUGCCUUGAUAAACCAGCAUUUCAGCACCCUAGCAAGGAAAUUUCCACAAACAAAAUUCCUGAAGGCAAUUUCUACCACUUGUAUAGCAAACUAUCCAGACAAAAACCUCCCUACUGUAUUUGUAUACUUUGAAGGUGAUAUGAAAGCACAGUUCAUUGGGCCUCUUGUCUUUGGAGGCAUGAAUUUAAAAGUUGAUGAGCUGGAGUGGAAGCUUGCAGAAUCAGGAGCAAUUAAAACGGAUUUGGAAGAAAACCCAAAGAAACAGAUUGAAGAUAAGCUCAUGACAUCCAUCAGGUGCACAAUGCCUGUGACAAACAACAGUGACUCUGAGGAAGAUUACUAGCACACUACAUUUUCCAUCGUGUGUCUGUAUGGACGAUCUUGCAAUGGACUGUUUUUCAUUCUUUGUUUUCAGUGAUAUUAAAUGUUGCUCACAUGAGUAUUUUUUAAUGGAAUUCUCUUCUUUUUGAAAGGUUUUGUUUUGUUUUGUUUUAUUCUUAAGUAAAUCGUAUAAAAAUGUGUCAGUAACACACGAGGCAGAGAAGAAAAUUAUUUAACUCUUAGACUGAGCAGCUCUUUACAUUUUAAGUAUUACAAAAACUGUCUUUGGAGAAGAUUUGUUGAGACAUGAUCUAAAUGAAAAAAUAAAAAUUU